UGCCAUUAAUUGCUCUCUUGAUUUAAUUUUAAAAGAACUGGCAAAUGUUUCUUAUUUCAUUAAUUUCAUUGCUAAUAAUGCCAUGUCAUAAUCUGCCAUUAAUAUGUUAAAGAGUCAGUUACAUAACUGGAAUGGAGAUGAGUUCCUCGGUCUUUGCAGGUCCCCACCUUCACUUCCUGCUUGCUCAGAGAGGCCCAGAAGCCGUUCUGCCCACCGAUGAGGUGCUCCAGAGAGCUUCCUCUGUGCCAAGAUUCAAGGGCAAAUGCCAAGCUGUGACUUUUCUGGCAAGAGGAGACAUGCUGGGGAAGGUACUUGGUGUGCAGUUAUGGGCAGUCUUCACAGGUCUUUGCCACGGGGUCACUGUGACCCAGAAGGAACGCUUCAAAACCAUCCAAGCCGGGGCCCAGGCAGACAUCACUUGUGAGCACGAUGAUCGUACCUACUUCACUAUCUAUUGGUUUCGGCAGGAGCACAACAGUGGUCAGAAAGAGCUACAGCUCAUCGGCUUCUCCAUAGAAGGAAACACUCCAUCGCUGGAAAAGGAAAACUACAGGAUAGACAGAUCAGAUGUGACCCGUGCUUCUCUCAGGAUUCCUCCAGAGGAGGCUGCCAAGCCAGCAGUAUAUUUCUGUGCAGUUUCCAAGGCACAGCGAGAGCUCCAGGUUUCACACCUGCACAGAAACUUUCCAGCACUGUGUAUAGCCUCCAUCUGCGCCACAAAGCCAAACCACUUCAUUUAUACAGGAUCUGAAUCACAGCAACACGGAGCAUUAAAAACUCUUCUGGAACACUGUAAUAUUUAAAGAGGGGAAAAAAGAGAAAAUCUGGAAAAAAUAGAUUGUGUUUCUAGCUUAUGCAUUACUGUAAAGCCUGAUAGAAUUUUGACUGUGUUACGAAUUAGAAGUCACCACAGAUGGUAGAAUAUUAUUUGGAACACGGAUGCAACAGCAAGGACUUUAAAGCAAUUGUCUCCACUCUAGUAUUCUCCAGAUAUGUUUGACUACAAAUUUCAUUGCUUCCAGUCAAAAAGGUGGUUGGCUGAGAGGCUGUCAAAGGAAAGGCACAGUUCUGGGGUCCAACAAGAUGACACAGUUUAAUGGAAGGGAGUCAAAGCCUGCCCUCCCUGUAGGUGCAUAGGGCGAGCAGAGAGGGUGGGAGAUAUGGACAUUAAGUGAAUUAAACCUAAUUACAUUUGAUUGAUUGACUGUGGGUCAUCAAGUUGUUUUCGACUCCUAGAGACC
Python bivittatus (Burmese python) is the source of this 1241-nucleotide messenger RNA. The record is from RefSeq and is a predicted model, not a curated record. Lineage: Eukaryota; Metazoa; Chordata; Lepidosauria; Squamata; Pythonidae.